Messenger RNA from Megalobrama amblycephala (Wuchang bream), 2028 nucleotides. RefSeq names its product solute carrier family 25 member 47b (gene slc25a47b). Gene Ontology annotation, molecular function: transmembrane transporter activity. Gene Ontology annotation, cellular component: mitochondrion. The coding region runs from base 700 to 1548 and encodes 282 amino acids. The record is from RefSeq and is a predicted model, not a curated record. Gene Ontology annotation, biological process: transmembrane transport. Lineage: Eukaryota; Metazoa; Chordata; Actinopteri; Cypriniformes; Xenocyprididae. The transcript is spliced from 6 exons.
UAACUAAAAAUGAAAUAAAAAUGAAUAAACACUGUAUAGAUAUAUAAAAAGAGAAAUGCUAAAACAUACUAUUUUUUGUUUCUCGACAGUGAUGUGUCCUUAAAAUAUGUUGUAUAAAAUUGAGUAGCUGUGUAUUAAUAAAACGAUCACUAGUCCUCGGAUCUGAAGCUGUUCACUAUGAAUAAUCGGUACAGUAAUUAUUUGUAGAACACGUGACUGCAACUUUAAUUCUUCAUCAUCAUCAUCAUCGUCAGUGCAGUGACAGAAUGAAGAGCAGCGCCACCCAGCGGCCGCUGCAGGAACACAAACACUGCUCUGAUCUGACACUUGCUGUCUUUAUCUUUGAUUCGGCUGAUCUUCCUGCGCGUCAGAGCGACUGUGAUCAGAGAGACUCGCUGAACAUCGAGACUCUCGCUGAUGAAUGUGAUCGAGGACUGAAUGAGCUCUGAAGGAGACUGUGACCUUCGGUUUCACAUUUCUGCAAUGACAAAAGCGACACACACACACACACACACCCGUCUCUACGACACACGGCACGCGCUUAUCUUCUGCAUCGUUUUUCUUCAUCAUCAUCAGAUCGACAACCGGCGUUUCUCCGCUGAUGAUGUCACGCGUUCAGCGGAUCGAACCGAGUGAAUCCGAUGCUUCUGCUUGAUCGGUUCUGAUUCUCUUUGAUCGGUUCUGCCGGUUCUGAUCGUGAUGCAUCUCGCAGAUUUCAUCGCCGGUUCUGUCGGAGGAGCGUUCGGAGUGGCGGUGGGGUAUCCGCUGGACACCGUGAAGGUGAGACUCCAGACGCAGACUCAUGAUUCUGGCGUUUGGGAAUGUGUGAGAAGAACCUGCAGAACCGAAGGAGUCAGAGGUUUCUAUCGAGGGAUGUCGAUGCCGGUAACCACCGUCUCCAUCAGCUCCUCUCUGGUUUUCGGCACUUACAGGAACGUUCUUCAUUACCUGCAUCAGAUGCGGCACAGAAGCGCAGCGGAUCCUCACCAUAAAGCUCAUAUUUUUCUGUCUGGGUUCGCCGGAGGCGUCGCUCAGGUUUUGGUGAUGUCACCCGCAGACAUCGUGAAGGUCCGUCUUCAGUGUCAGAUGGAAGGGCGGAGAUACAGCGGUCCACUGCACUGUCUGCUCAGCAUCGCCCGCGGCGAGGGUCUGCUGGGCCUCUAUAAGGGUUCUGCUGCGUUAGCCCUGCGCGACGGACCCUCCUUCGCCACCUAUUUCCUCACUUACAACACCAUCUGUGAUUCGCUGUCUGCAGAGAACCAUCAGCCAGGCUGGCCGGUGGUUCUUCUGGCCGGUGGCGUGUCCGGUAUGUGCGGCUGGGCCAUCGGGACGCCCAUGGACGUGAUCAAGGCCCGUCUGCAGGUGGACUAUGUGAGCGGCCGGCGCUACAGAGGAUUCUUUCACUGCAUCGCACACAGCGUGAGGACCGAAGGCGUAUCCGUCCUGUUCAGAGGCCUGACGGUAAACUGCAUCCGCGCUUUUCCCGUCAACAUGUCCGUCUUUGCCACGUACGAACUGGUCGUUCGCUUCCUGCGUUCAGCGUCAUGAAGGUCAUGGUCAGAUCUUCUCUUUGCACAAUAACGUUUGUGUUCCACUGUGAGCUGCAGAAGCUCAUGAACCAGAGUGAAUAUGGAUCAUCUGUAUUAAUAUAUAUUUGAGUGUUUUGCAGUGUCUACCUCCAGAUGCGUCUGCUGAAGAGCAUCAUGUAUGUUUAAGGGUUUGGAUUCAAACUCGUGUGCUUUUUUUAACUAUUCCUGUCAUUUCCAUCCAGCGUUUUUUAUGCAAUAUCCCAAAAUGAGCAUAGAAAUGGGUGGAUGGAAACAUAUCAUGUGUUAAUCAGGUUUAACCCUUUACUAACUGUCGCACAAACUGUGUUUAAUCUCAGUUGUAUCUCAAUGUGUUGAGCUCACAUUAGGGAUUUACACAUUAACGCACACACGCUGUCAGAUAUGCAUAUGUUUUCAAAUGAACCGUUUACGCAGCCGAAUGUUCACAGAAUCAGUAGUACAAUAAACGUCAUUUACAACA